UCUGGCGUUGAGUUUGCCAUCCCCAUGUCACUGGAAGCACAUCCAAUGAAGCUGGAUGAUCUAGCUCCGGAGAAUCCACGUGAGGACAUCUUACGAGAUGACGACGGUGUACCGUACUGUUAUCUCUGUCAUUCGGUCUUGAAAACAUGGCAAGGCUAUGAAUAUCACAUAAUGGCUGUUCAUUUGAAAUAUCGACCCUACCGUUGCAUGUACUGCAUGAAAGAGUACUUUUAUACAGAAGAAGAAGGACUGAGUCAUGUUCGAUCUCAACAUCAUGGGAAAACAGUAACGCUGUUGCGAGAGUAUCAUGACGACAAAGAAAAGCAGCUUGAAGAUGCGUUUUGCGCUCUUUUCAUGGCUGUACGUGAGGGCCCAAACUUCACCGCGGAGAGAGCUGCAGCCAUCGAAAAGGCGGCAUUUAUGCAUUUGCAAAAGUUCAAGCGAAUGCGAAUGAAAGUUCCUGAGUUUGCAACUCGAGCGAAGGUUAUGCGAGAUUUUGCAUCGCAAACAUUUUCCACGAUGUCCUCUCCGAACUCCAUGAUUCCGGCAUUAAAAUAUAUGUCUCAUCCACGGCAUCAAUAUGAACACUUACAACAUCAUCUUGAACCAUUACAGCAUCCGCAGAUCUCCAUGCCAUUGAAAGUGAUGGAUGUAGAACAUGCAGAUGGGCAGCAGAGAUUUGUACGCAUGAGUAAUGGUGAAUUGGCCGAGAUUAACGAUCGAUAUGUUAUUGAAGGGGUAGGUUGUGCUUACUUCAUACAUAAAAUGUAUCUAUCUCCUACGUUAAUAUGA
Messenger RNA from Cylicostephanus goldi, 792 nucleotides. The record is from the annotation of a GenBank genome assembly. Lineage: Eukaryota; Metazoa; Nematoda; Chromadorea; Rhabditida; Strongylidae.